AUGGAUCGACAGUUGCUGGAGAAAAGACCCGCCAUCUUCGUUGUUGGAUUGCCCAACGUUGGCAAACGAACUCUAAUUUCACGAUUACUAAGUAUGGAUAUUGAGGAUGCUCCUGAUCCAUCACCUGAGUCGCUUGUCCUGGGAUGGACAAUCAACACCAAGUACUAUACAGCGGAUGUUUCGGUAUGGAUGGCCCAUCUUAGUGAUGAGUCAACUAUCUUAAGCUCUCCAAUCGUUGACCGACCAGUUGCUUUGGUGAUGGUUUUUGACCUUACCGAUGUAAGCCUUAACCGAUUUAUUCCCGGCCUUCAAACUGAAAAACCGUCUUUCAUAUUUGUUUACUGGAAUCUCAUUCAAUACUGCCGUGUGCAGCUCUCGUCUCUUACUGCUCUCAAAGAGUGGGUGGCCCACACUGAUAUUCACAAGUUUGACAUACUGCUAUGCAUCGGUAACAAGGUGGAUCUUGUUCCCCAUCAUCCAGCUCAUAUGGAGUACAAGAGGCGCUUGGCGAGGCAAGGAGCAUCCUCCAUUGAUCCUCUUCUGGGCCUUACAGAGUAUGGGAUAUCUGAAACUGAAGGAAGCAGUUUAUUGGGAGAUGAAGAGCCAAAUUUGGAACUAACUAGGUCUUGCUUAGAAUUGUGUCUCGACCAUAAUGUUGAAUAUGUUGAAACUUGUGCAACCAGUGCUGAAUUUGACAAGUGUCUCUCUGUAGAAGGGGAUUUACAGGGUAUCGAGAAACUCUAUAGGGUGCUCUCUGCCCAUAUAUGGCCUGGAAUGUUGUUGAAAUCUGGUGAUAGAAUAAAUGAACCUUCACUACCCGAUCAAGAAGAGUUGUCCGACGAAGAAUCUGAUGAUUAUCAACCUGAGUACGAGAAAUUAUCCUCUGGUUCAGCAGAACCCUGGGACAGCGUGGGAUGGAUUUCUGCUGAUGGUCCUGCUUCGACCUCAGGAAACUUAGAUAGAGAGAGUGAAGUUAAAUUGAUAGGAAAAGAAAACAAGCUGUCAACAUCCGUUUCAAAAUUUCCAGAAGAGAUUGACUGUGACCUGGUCCACGAAGCUGAAAUAAGGUCAGAGGUGGAUGAGGAAGAUAAAACUUAUGAUUUUGAGAAUUUGGAGAAGCUGAUGGCGGAGAUUGGUAACAUGCGCAAUGGCCUGAAAUUGAUGCCCGAUUUCCAGAGGAGGGAAAUGGCUGCAAAGCUGGCAAUGAAGAUGGCUGCAAUGUUUGGGGACAGCAGUGAAGAGGAUUUUGUAAAUCCCCUGAACCAGUGCACCACCCUCAUAGGCCUGGACACCACCUCCAUCAUCAACAACAAAACCGACAACACGCCACCACAACUUAAUGUAUUCUGUGGACUUAAAAGUUAUUUAUGCACCUACUCAGAAACAAACAGUAUGCUAGAGGCAGAAAUGUCCAAUCUUCGGCAUUCUUUAAUAGAACCUGCAGUCAUAAGAAAUCUUACUAAGAACACGUUUAGGAGAUCAGCUUCUAGUCUUCCCGUCGAAUGGGAGCCCCAACUGAAGUCUUUAUGA
Messenger RNA from Striga asiatica, 1530 nucleotides. The record is from the annotation of a GenBank genome assembly. Lineage: Eukaryota; Viridiplantae; Streptophyta; Magnoliopsida; Lamiales; Orobanchaceae.